CAAGCUGGGGAAAAUAACCAGAAAUCUCGUCCCACCAUCUAUUAAAAGUUGGAAGCAAGUUCCUCUGCCAUUGAAGGAAGAAAUCUGGAGGAGUCUCUCCAAUGCAUACAUGGUUCCUGAAUAUCUCAAGGCCAAAGCUUUGAAAAUGGCAAAUCUAUUAUGGAAGAAUGCCAAGACUAAACUAAGGGCGAUGUGUGAUGACUGUUCCAGUGUUGCUGAAAUGAGAAAAAGGAUACCCAAAAUUUUGAAAAAAGAGGACUGGGAUGCCUUCGUUGAUAUUGUGAGUAAAGGCGAAGAUAAGGAGGUUAGGGAAAGAAUGAAGAGAGCAAGGUCAAAGCUAAAAGCUGCACACAGUACCGGUAGGCGUGGUAUUGCACAACGCCGACAUGAAAUGGAACAAGCAAGUCCUACUGGUAAGGUAUUAAGGGUUGACCUGUACCUGGAUACACAUGUGUACCAAGAAAUGUCUGAAGAGGACCGUCUACACUUCGAUCCCCUAUCUUAUGAAGUAACAUCAAGAGAUUAUGUUCAAAAGGUGAGGGAGUUGAAUGAAACAGAUGAGUUUAGAGGUACUUGGCCGUGAUGGAAGGGGUGUUGUUCGAGGCUUUGGAGGUGGGGUCUCAAAGACUGAGUU
Messenger RNA from Papaver somniferum (opium poppy), 634 nucleotides. RefSeq lists its product as uncharacterized. The record is from RefSeq and is a predicted model, not a curated record. The transcript is spliced from 3 exons. Lineage: Eukaryota; Viridiplantae; Streptophyta; Magnoliopsida; Ranunculales; Papaveraceae. Bases 110 to 583 code for a protein of 157 amino acids.